AUGACCAUGACCAUGACCAUGACCAUGGCCACCCCCUGGGAUGACGCGCCCACUGCUCCCACGAAACAAGGAGGAAUCCAUCGAUUUGAUCCUGAAAGGCGCAUUCUUUCAUUCUUGUUCUACACCCACUUCAGCGAUACAAGGCUUGGCUUCGCCACGCCACCGCCCGACAAGUACCUCGACCCUCGUCUUAGCGUCGACAAAAUACCCAAGCAACGGCCACUCCCAGACCCAGACCCAGACCCAGAUCCCGACCCCGACCCCUUCCAGCCAAAACAUCCGCAAUCAAUUGACUUUGGGAUCCAAGGCCAGGUCAACGCGACCACUUCAAGCGACUGGUUUUCGUUGUCGCUCGCUUCCCACUUCCCACAUAACAAGGCGAGAGCAAACACGGCUGGCGACUUUGGAGGAAGCGCAAUACUUGCCUUGCACGCACCGCGAACUGCGAACGCCGGUGUCACCACCCGCGCGUCCUAG
This is a messenger RNA of Parascedosporium putredinis, 477 nucleotides long. The record is from the annotation of a GenBank genome assembly. Lineage: Eukaryota; Fungi; Ascomycota; Sordariomycetes; Microascales; Microascaceae.